GAGGGGGAGGCGGAGGAGGGGGAGGAGGAGGAGGAGCAGCAUCAGCAUCAUAUCUAAUGGGAGGGGAGGUAGUGGUGACUUUUAGCAGGGGAGAUACGGUGGAGGUCAGCAGUGACGACGAGGGGUUCAGGGGUGCACUCUAUACCGCAAAGAUAGUGAAGCUGCUUGCAGGAAGGCGCUACUGGGUGGAAUAUGAUACAUUGGUGUCUGACGAGGAUGAGAAGAAGCCACUUAAAGAAAAGAUUGAUUUCUGGCACGUCAGGCCAUGCCCGCCGGAGGUGCCAAGUGACGGAGGAUUCAACGUCUACGAGGAGGUUGAUGCCUUCCAUAAUGAAGGGUGGUGGAUCGGCGUGGUCUCUAAGGUGGUCAUCGGAGGGAAAUACAGGGUUUAUUUCAGGGAUUCCAAGGAAGAGAUAGAGUUCGAGCAAUCUCAGCUGCGAGUGCACCAAGAAUGGGUUGAUGGAAAAUGGGUUACAUCCACCCAGGUCUUUGCAAUGAUGAUGCAUCCAGUGGCUGUCCAAUUUAAUCCAGUAUCUGGCUUCUGCCACGCUGUAAGCUCGUCUGUGCAACAUGAUACUCCGAUAAAUUCAGUGACACAGUCCACAAAAAAGCAAAAGUUGCCUAUUAUCAGAAAAAAAAGCUUCUUGCACGAGGCACCACCUGCAAUGCCACCUGCAGUUCUAAGCUUGGAAAAUGAGGCCUUGAUAUCCUCCGAACUGCGACCUCAAAUGGAGCAGAAGUUACCAAAUCAAAAGUAUGGACUGUCUGAGUGUCCUUUCCUUGAGCUGCAGGCAGUGGCAACACAAACCAAUGGGCCAAUUUAUGAGGUUAGCCUUGACCAAAUUACUCGAGUACCUGCUGCAAACCCUGACUCAUACAGAAGAAAGCGCAGACAUGUAACCUACUCUGAAGUGAUCACGGAUAAAACAGCCUAUCAAGAUAUGGACUCUCAGAGCAAUCUUCACAAGGCAGAAGUUCAGACUGAUAAUGGGAGGAAGCCGUGCAAAGCAAAAUCUCACGAGGAUACAAUUGAGAGGAGAGCUGCAGUUUUCUUGCCUAAAAUAAAAAGAAAAUUAACACUUGAAGACGUACCAAAUAAACCUACUAAUCCUACCUUGUUGGCUGAUGACAGCUUUCCUGAUGAUAUUCUCUUUAUUAGAGUUCCUUAUCUGAGGGGUUCAAAAAGUGUUGGGGAAAGUGAAUCAGGAAUCGUGGCUGGAUAUGGGUCCAAGAGGGACCUUAACAGAGUUGCAUACCAUUUGGUUCUCAAGGCUCUUUAUAUCCAAGGUGAACACAAGUGGAAGCAUGAGCUCUGGUUGACUGAGCUUCGAGAUGCACUUGGGAUAAGUAAUGAUGAUCACUCAAAGGAAUUGAAGAGUAUUACAUCAGGCGAAAAUGUUUCUGCAUUUACGUAGUCUUGGUAUUUCAUGUAAAACGGUCAUUGGUAUGGUUCUAUACUUUUAUGAUGUACGUUCCUUCCCAUGGGACUGAAAGUUGUCUUUCAGUGAAGGAAUUGUUUUCGGACUUUGAUUGCAAUGGGCGGGAAAUUAUGUGACUUCAUUUCUCCGUUUACUUCAGAUUACCUCUGCUACUGUAUGUAAACGUUAGCUCGACCCUUUCUGGGAGGCCUGUAUAUGCACUCGUAGUUGCAAAUGAAUUAUAUAUAUAUAUAUAUCUGUGUCAUAUGAUUUUCUGCAUUA
Molecule: messenger RNA, 1700 nt
Organism: Nymphaea colorata (pocket water lily)
Lineage: Eukaryota; Viridiplantae; Streptophyta; Magnoliopsida; Nymphaeales; Nymphaeaceae
Exons: 2
Coding region: 57-1415 (452 amino acids)
Source: RefSeq, a predicted model, not a curated record